Closterium sp. NIES-65 is the source of this 4461-nucleotide messenger RNA. The record is from the annotation of a GenBank genome assembly. NCBI's taxonomy places the organism in Eukaryota, Viridiplantae, Streptophyta, Zygnematophyceae, Desmidiales, Closteriaceae.
AUGGAACGCCUGGGGCUCUUUCUUUCCAGCCUGCCCGCCGGGCAGUAUGAAGACCGCGGCAGCCCCACGGCCGCGCCUCCGUCCGCCUCGGGGGAGUCCAGCGGCGGAGUUGGGGGUCCCAGCGGAGCGUGGAGCGCGGGAGGCGGAGCGGGAGGCAGCAGCAGCACGGGUACGCACGGGCAGUCGGGUUAUUCCGCCAUGGCCACUGCGGGUUCAGGUGCUACUGGCCCGAGUUACACCAGUCCGGGUAUUCCAGGGGGAGGUUUUACUGGUGCAGGUUUAUCUGGGGCGCGCAGGGCUUCCCCGAAUAACUCCAAGCGGGACCUGCUUCCGCCCCCCGCGGGGGGCCAUAGCGGGGGGGCGGGGGCCGGAGGUGGUAGUGGGGGGAAUCCAUUGGGGGGGAACCCGAUGGCGCGGACGCGGUCGAGCCAGGAACCCGUGCGCCUGGUGCCCCAGAUGGGCAGCGCGGAGGAGAGCGCACAGGCGGGCGCUGCGCCUUCCCCCCUCCCCGCUACUGCAGGCGCGCUGGGGGCGGGACCUAGUGGGGCGGGGGGAGGCAGAGGCGGAGCUGUGUUGGCGCCUUCAUUGAGCUUUGCCAAUGGGGUUGGUUCAGGCAUGGGGGCAGUGGCGGCUGGUGGCGCAGGGGUAGGGGCUGGGACAGGAAUGGGAGCAGGGGCACCCGUAGGGGGUGGGGGAUGUACUGGCUCGGGUACUGGUGCUGCUGGUGGUGCAAGUGGGGCGAAGGAAAAGGAGAGCCUUCGCGUGCAGGCACUGAGUAAUGCCAUUCGGCACAACAGCCACGGCGGGGAGAAGGACAGAGACAGCCAUAGAGACAAGGAACCCCUAGGCCGCUCCACCACUCAGUACUCAGAAGAAGGGGGGUCAGCAGCAGCAGUUGCCGGAUCAGCUGUUGCUGCCACUGCUGGGUUCGGUGGGAGUGCGAGAGGCUUGGGAGGCGGUUUUGCUUCGGACACAGCUUCGGAUACGGCUGCAGGGCAGGUGCAUGGUAUGAGGGAUGGCAGCUUCCCCCCUUCUCCUGCUCCGGAUAAGUCGUGGUAUGCUGUGUCGCCAUUGGUGGAUUUUCACCCGGGGUCCAGCCCGCCGCCCCCUUUCAUGCCCGGGCAGAGUCCGCUGAGAGAUAGUGCUUUCAAGCUGCCCUUGCCUGCUGUGGGAGGGAAUGGGGCAGGUAAUUCCGGGCAUGAGGGGUUAGGGGAGAUUAGAACAGAGGAUGGGCAGAUAGGGGGAGGGGGUACGGGGGAUGGAGAAUUGUCUAUGGAUGGUGGAAAGGGAGUUGCAGCUGAGGGUUCAUCUCACGAGGAGGCUCCUUGUUCCAAGAACGCAGAUACGCUAUGCGGGGAGGAUGACGACGACCCUAAUAACGCAGGCUCGGGAUCCUCCCCAAGCAGGCCGUCAGGUCCGGAUGGGCCGGUUGGGAAUCCACGCCGCCGAGCCGAGCGAUCAGGUGCGGGAAACAGGCCUGGAACAGGGUCGUACCUGCCGAUAUACCGACAGAUUGGCGUUCCCCGUAGUUCCUCGCACGACCCCGCAAGUCUGUUCGCGCAGAAGCAGCAUCACGCCGGGUUCACCGUGCAGGAGUGGGAAGAAGCGCUUAAAGACGGCAGCGGCGGGGACAGCAGCGGACCGCCAAGCGGCGGAACGGGCUUCGGGCGGAGCAACAGCGGAGGGGGCGGGGGAGGGGGAGGAAGGGCGGCUGGGAGCGCAGUCCCGCGCGGAGGCGGCGGAGCCUCGGGAAUGCCGAGAGGCGGAGCUGGUGCGUCGCCGUUUUCCAUUCAGGGGAAGGUGGUAUCCGGGGCAGGGCGAUCUAUGAUGAUGCCUCCGCGCAACUCGUCCGUCCCCGCAGCGUUGCCCACGCAUAAAGGCACCGCCACGGGACUGCAAGACUCCGCGCGCGGAGGCGGAAGGCAGCUCCGCGCGUUCGCAUCCGCCGCGCCAGGGCGCAUGGACGGCCCCGCUGCCCUGGGGUCGGAGCUGGGCCGGCGCGACUCGUACAACCUGAUUCUGGACCAGUUUCUGUCAACAGACGGAAACGCUAGCGGCCCAGAUUCGCCUGGUAUGGGAAUGGGUCCGGAGGAGAGGAGAGGACCGGCCGAAAUUGGCGGGGGGGUGGAGUUACGUAGGGUUGUAACGACGGGGAGGCAGCAGAGGGCGGAAAGGGGUGGAGCGGAUGUUUUGGUGGUAGAGUGCGGUGGAGAUGGUGGGAACGCGGACGGGAGUGUGCACGGCGGAGGUAGGAUGCAUGGAGGGAUUCGGCUGCAUGGAAGUAAUAGUUUCCACGGGCAACCGAGUAGCGGUGGUGCUGCUGGUGGGGGUUUCGAUGGCAGCAGCAGCACAACAGCGCCCACUGCCCCUGCUGCUGCUGCCGCUUCUGGUGGUGCUGCGUCAGCAAUAAGCCAGCCCCCCCACCACCCCGUGCACCACCCAGCAUGUAGGCAAUUCCCCCGUUCCUCUAGUGACAGCGGAAGGAAAUCGUCUCCUAGUCGUCGGAGCCCUAGCAGCAGCCCCAGCCGCGGCGUGGGGACCAUUGGCGGAAGCAACCUUGCGCCUCCCCCGCUCGUCUCCCCCCACCAUCUCUUGGACGGGGGCGCCGGGCUGGGUAUGGGUGGGCAUAGCGCUGCGAGCAGCUGGACUGGCGAAGGGAUGGGCGGAGGCGUUGUGGGGGGGUUUGGGGGAGCAGCAGCAGCAGGAGCAGGAAACAGUGUUCCGGCACAGUCACAAUCACCGCAGCAGCCGUCGCAGCAGCAGCAGCAGCUGAUGCGUCAGCCACCCUUACAGCCACUGCCACAGCCGCAGUUUCCGCGGUUGGCGGGAGCAGGGGCAGGGGGGGGGAGUAUGGCCGGGGGAGGGGGCACAGGGACAUCGCACAGGAGAGGGAAGAGUGAAUACGCCCUAAGUUCAGGGAAGAGGCUAUCAAGGCAGAGCUCUGGAUCUGUGGGGGAUGGUGUGGAUUACAGCAGCAGCUUUGAGAGCUACUCUACUGCUGCUGGCGCUGACGUGGCACGAGAUGGCAUGGACGGGGACUCGGACCACGGGCAGGUUAACGGGCAGCGGAAACUCCGGGGGCAGGCGCUGGGAGGGAGUGGGAACGGGAGGCAGAAACACAGGCGAGCGGUUAGCGAUAACGAGUGUGCUCAACCAGGGGAGGUGGAGUCUGGGGAGGGGGAGGAGGGGGGAAGAGAGGGUGUGGGGGAGGGAUGGGCGGAUGGACAGGUAGAGAGGGGCAUGGGAGGGAGGAGAGGGGGCGGAGAGGGUGGAACAAUGCAUGGGGGUGGUUGGGAAGAGGGGGGUGAAGAUGGCGGGGCAGAUGUUGGGGAGAUUUCAUUUGGGCGGCAGCAAUCAGUGGCGGAGAUAGGGGGGAGUUGCGGAGGCAUGGGGGGAAGGGACGGGGAAAGGGCGGGGGAAGGGGGAGGGGAAGAAGACGGGGGAGGGGAGGAGGAGGAGAGUGACUCAGGCAGUGUGGUGGAGUGGGCUCUGGCAGGCUCGCCACAGAGCAUCUCGGCUGUAGCAGAGGCGGCAGAAGGGGGGAGGGGAGGUGGAGGGGUGGGCAAGCAGUAUGCGUUGACUGCGGACGACUGGCUUGACUACGACCCCCCUGGAGAUGCGCUGCUGAGGCGGUGCGUGCACCGGGCGUCUGGCACUCAGCUCAUGUGCCGCACGAUUUCCAAGCAGAGCAUUCGGUCGCAGCAGCAGGCGGAGGCCAUCGGGGUGGAGGUGGCAGUGAUGGAGGUGCUGCAGCCGCAUGCUCACAUCGUUGGGCUCAGAGACAAGUUCGAGAGCCUCACGUCCGUGCAUCUCAUACUGGAUCCCAUGGCGCGCCUCUCUCUGCACGACCGCAUGCGCCAGCACGGCCCCAUCCCUCAGCACCACGCAGCACCGCUCUGCCUCGCGCUGCUGCACGCGCUGCACCACUGCCACUCUCAGGGCGUGGCCCACCGUAACCUCACGCCCCAUGCUGUCGUGUUUCCCACUGAUGACAGCCCGCUGGGGGAUGCCCGGCUGAGUGGAUUCGAGUGGGCAGCGUUUGUCACCCCAGGAGUCCCCUUUUCAGACCCAGUGACCCUGCCCUUGUUCGCGGCACCGGAGGUGCACGCGGGAAGGUACGGCACACAGGCCGACCUCUGGUCCCUCGGGGUCCUGCUCUUCCUCCUCCUCUGCGGGGUCCCACCCUUCUGGGCGGCCACGGGCGGCGGGAUUCGGCGGGCAGUGCAGCAGCAGCAGGUGGCGUUCCUGUCGCCCCGGUGGAAGGAGGUUUCCGAUGAAAUGAAGCAGCUGCUGCUGAUGCUGCUCGAGAAGAAUCCUUCCGACCGGCUCACAGCCGCCGAGGCUCUAGUGAUCUUUCUCCUUCUGGGCACCAGCAAGGGAGGGGUGGGGAUGGGGGUGGCGGGCAGUGCAGCAGCAGCAGGUGGCGUUCCUGUCGCCCUGGUGGAAGGAUGUAUCAGAUGA